Cylindrotheca closterium is the source of this 3471-nucleotide messenger RNA. NCBI's taxonomy places the organism in Eukaryota, Bacillariophyta, Bacillariophyceae, Bacillariales, Bacillariaceae. The record is from the annotation of a GenBank genome assembly.
AUGAUAGAAGAUAACAAGAGUGUUGAUUCAUACAACCAUGCAUCUAGGAGUGUUGCUUCUAGGAGCGUCAACACUCCAUCAGAGUAUGGAUCCGCUGCCAAUGAAACUACGUUCGACUCAAGCAACGAUAGCGGAAUAACACCUCCGCUUCCAACCCACAUUUACCAUGCACCCGAAGUUGCCAAGAAAGAAGACACUUUCAUUAAUCGGGCCAAAGUGUUGGUAGCAGCAGCACUACUCAUCGCUGUCGUGGCUGUAGCAGUCUCGACUUACUUGCUAGUCUCAAAUCAAGAGAAAGAGGGCUUCGAAAACCAGUUCGCUGGCCAUGCAUCGGAAGUUGCCACUGUAGUACGUCAAAGGGCAGAAAAGUUGUUUGAAUCAUUGGAUUCUGCAUCUGUCAUGAUCGCUUCCGAAGCCUCUUCACAAAGCGAAGCUUGGCCGUAUGUCACUGUUGACCAUUGGUCUUCGAAAGCAGAAAGACUGAUCAAGCUUGGUGGAAUAGGGCAAUCUACGCUUGCUUUGGCACCUAUCGUUCAGCAAGAGAUGGUAAACAAUUGGACAAGAUAUGUCGAGCAACAGGCUCCAUUAUGGUAUCAAACGUCCAACCCCAACAAGACGCUUGAAGACCUGAUUAUUCACACUAUUCCUUAUGUACAUACAUAUACUGCCGACAGCGUCGCUGCAACACCAGUCGAACGAGAAGGCCCCGUUGUGCCUAUUUGGCAGUCCUAUCCACUCAAGUUGGGUGAUAUAUCCCCAACAAUUGAAGAUCUUCCGACCAAUUAUGAUAUUCUUGAAGGCCUUGAUGGUGAGACUCAUUUGGUUGAAGCCACCAGGACAUCUCUGAAGCCAGCCAUUGCAUUUCCUUCGAUUUUUCUCGACGACACUGGACAUAGAAGAGCAAGAAGUGCGAUUGUCCAGCCAAUCUUCGAGGAAGUGGACACCACGGCAGAGGAUGGCAAUGUCGUCGCAGUCUUGUGGUGGCAAAUUGACUGGGGUGUAGUCCUUUCGGGCCUACUCGAUGAAGAAGUUACUGGCAUUGUUGCCGUUCUUCGUAGCAGUUGUCAAGCAAGCGAUCAAACAAGCGAUUUAACUUACAGGAUCAAUGGACAACACUCAAUUUUGUUGGCCUCGCGGGACAUUCACAACAAAGACUUUGACGAAAUGGAGAUAUCCGAGUCUAUUAUUGAUUUUGGAUUCGACCAAUCAAACGAUCAAAUGGAAGAAUGUAUCCCCGCAGUGACGCUUCUUUUAUACCCAACAAAUGAUUUCCGAGACCGAUUUUUGACUGAGAAUGCCCUCUACUAUGUUGGCAUCGUUGUCCUCAUUUUCUCUUUCACCAGUUCUGUCUUCCUUCUCUACGAUCACUUUGUGAAGGAGCGACAAAAAGUGGUAAUGGAUCGAAUCACAAAACAAGAUAUCAUAGUGUCAAACGUUUUCCCAACUGCCAUCCGUGAUCGGCUUUACAAUGGCCAAGGCUCUCAGCACGACGAUUUACAUGAUCCAUUGGACUUUGGACCUUCGAAUAUCGUUGGAUCAGCUCCUCUUGCCGAUCUGUUCCCAAACACGACCGUUAUCUUUGCAGAUAUCGUCGGUUUCACUGCUUGGUCAUCCCAAAGGGAGCCUUCUCAAGUCUUCGUCCUCUUGGAGUCAAUUUACAGCGCAUUUGACAAAAUUGCCUAUCGUCACAGCGUAUUCAAAGUUGAGACGGUAGGCGAUUGCUAUGUUGCAGUGGCCGGGCUACCAGACCCCAAUGAAGAGCACGCGAUAGCUGCUUGCCGUUUCGCUCGAAGCUGCUUGAAGAAAAUGAAGGAGAUGGUACUCAAGCUGGAAGUCUCACUGGGACCAGAUACAGCUGACUUGGGUAUCCGAAUCGGAAUCAAUAGUGGACAAGUGACAGCUGGUGUUCUUCGAGGUGAACGCAGUCGCUUCCAGCUUUUUGGUGACACUAUGAACACAGCUGCCCGAAUGGAGCAUACUGGAGAGAGAAACCGCAUCCAUGUCUCCAAAGCGACAGCCGACCUGUUGAAGGAAUCUGGUCUAGAACGAUGGGUUUCCCCUCGAUCAAGUACCAUUUUCGUCAAGGGCAAAGGCGACAUGCAAACUUAUUUCAUCAAGGACACAAGACCCAAGAAAUCCAGGAAAAAGUCAACCGUGAACGGUGAUGUUUCAACUGUUGCAGAGACACUCGAGACAGCAGGGGAAUCUGAUGAACCUUCGGAUGAUCACUCUGAUGAUUCAGACGACGAAGAAAUCGAUUAUGACCUGGGAGAGGUGGAAGGAAUGUCAAAGACAGACCGUCUAGUCGAAUGGAAUGUCGAGAUUCUUACGCCUCUUCUUCAGCGAAUCAUAGCCUCUCGAGGUGGUGUAGUGCAAGAAAUUGACCAUAUCCGUGGAGUCGAAACCACAAUUGGGGAAGAGGGCACAGUGCUUGAAGAGUUCGCCCCCAUUAUUUCUUUGAAACGCUUUGAUGAAGACGAGGUUCGUAAUCGCAUGAAGUCGGGUGAAGUUGAAAUCAGCGAAGCUGCUCGCUCGCAACUCCGAAGCUUGUUGUCGAAUCUUGCCCUAUUGUAUCAAGACAAUCCGUUCCACAACUUUGAGCACGCUAGCCACGUGACAGCUUCUGUUAAGAAGCUUCUGAGCCGUAUUGUGAAGCAUGGAAGGGGCAAUGGACUUGAUCAAAGAUCGCACGAUGUCAACCUUGUCGACUUGGCUGGUCAUUCAUACGGAAUCACCUCCGAUCCAUUGACUCAGUUUGCAGUUAUAUUCUCCGCUGUCAUUCAUGAUGCAGACCAUCCGGGAGUUUCUAACGCACAGCUUGUUAAGGAAAAAACUCGAAAUGCACAAAUCUACAAGAACAAGUCUGUUGCGGAACAGAACAGCGUUGAUCUCGCGUGGCAAAUGUUGAUGGGAGACGAAUACAAGGACCUUCGCGCUUGCAUCUACCAGACCGAAGAGGAUCUUCGCCGUUUCCGACAGUUGGUGAUUAACACCGUCUUGGCCACUGACAUCUGCGACAAGGAGCUCCAGACUCUCCGCAAGACAAGAUGGGAGACCGCUUUCUCUGAAACUCCAGUUGAGGAAACAGAGCUCAUGCAAGUGGACCGUAAGGCUACCAUUGUGAUUGAGCACUUGAUCCAAGCUUCCGAUGUGUCCCACACGAUGCAACAUUGGAACAUCUACAAGUCGUGGAACAAGAAAUUCUUCAUGGAGUGCUACGGUGCCUACAGGGCCGGGCGAGCAGACAGUGAUCCUAGUGAAGGAUGGUACAAGGGCGAGAUUGGUUUCUUUGACUUCUACAUCAUUCCAUUGGCCAAGAAGCUCGACAGUUGUGGCGUGUUCGGUGUGUCUUCUGAUGAGUACUUGAAUUAUGCCCAAGCCAAUCGUGACGAGUGGGCCCGCGAAGGCAAGAACAUCGUCAAAGAGUUCUUGGCAGACUACGAGAAUGCAAACGCUCAAGAAAUUGAAUAA